Messenger RNA from Anopheles funestus (African malaria mosquito), 4855 nucleotides. RefSeq names its product E3 ubiquitin-protein ligase AMFR-like. Lineage: Eukaryota; Metazoa; Arthropoda; Insecta; Diptera; Culicidae. Bases 1208 to 3679 code for a protein of 823 amino acids. Gene Ontology annotation, cellular component: cytosol; ubiquitin ligase complex; endoplasmic reticulum. The record is from RefSeq and is a predicted model, not a curated record. Gene Ontology annotation, molecular function: ubiquitin binding; ubiquitin protein ligase activity. Gene Ontology annotation, biological process: endoplasmic reticulum unfolded protein response; ubiquitin-dependent protein catabolic process; protein K48-linked ubiquitination. The transcript is spliced from 11 exons.
AAUGUGAACACUUCAGAUACCGUUACCUUUUCGUUCGCAACACUCGCGCAUUGUUGUGAUUGUUUUCCGCGGAACAGUUCGCAACGCGCGAUAUACUUUUCCUCGGUCGUGGUACACCCGGCUCUGUGCGUUUUCUGUUGCACUGCGAAUAAAGUGAAGAAGUUUUCGGUGGCGUGCAGUAGGGAACGUAUUUACACAGGUUGGCGUAAUCGUACAGCAGCUGCUUUUGCUGCUGCGUCGGAAGUGAGUAUAGGUGUGCAAUGCUCUUGAGCAGUUCGUGUCGAUGUGUGCUGGUAGGCAGUCAGAUGAUCUUUAUUUGUUGCCUUCAAGAGCACCAAGCAGCGUAAUCAUCUCGACAGUGGAAGAUUAGGGAAUAAAACUGGUGUGGGUGCGUUUCCGAUACAUUCUUUCACCUGCAUUCGACGGACAAGUCGAUUGGGCAGGAGCUUCACGUCUUUUGGCGUACCUGUAUGUGUGUGUAAGUGUGUGUGUUUGUUUUGCUGCUAGUGUUAGUCGCCGACUUACAACCGGGGCAGAUGAAAAUGGGUGCAUCAUUGUGUCAUCAACAACGCAAACCACAGCUACUCCGGUGCGCAGUGCAGUGAAAGUUAGAAUUGAUAGCAAGAAGAAAACGCAACAUCAAAAAGUGUUGUUGAAACAUCUCCCAUAACGGGUUGAAGUACAAAACGCAAUAAAGCCUUACCGGGUUCUCAUCAAAACGGUACAAGAAAAAAGGAGCAGUUUACUGUACAAAACGGUGAAAAACAGCGUCGAGAUUCGGUGAACGUUGGUUUAGUUUUUGUUUUUUGGUUGCUAUUUUUAUUCCCCCAACAACACACAUUACGGCAUCAAAGUACGCCGGUGAGAAAGUGUGUGAGUGUGUGCUUGAUCGUGUAAAAGUAGGUUAUUCCGUCGUCGAAGCUGAUUAAAGCAAAGAAGCCGGAACAUCGAUUGUUGUGAUUAGUUCGAUUUGCACCUGUCUCGUCCUGUUAUUGAUCUGGGCAAAGUGAUUUCAUCACAGACUGCUGGAUGGUCUUGCUAGAGCUCCUAACCAACAAGGGCAAGACGACAUUUAACCGGCGAGGUCUAAAAGAACGUAUGUAAAUGGACUGAAAAGGGAAGACCUUGUGCCCGUCUUAUCGUAAAGAACAGAUAAGACACCUUAAGAACACUAAACGUUACCCGAUCUCAACGUAUUAAAGAAAAAAUGCCAGUUGCAUUGAACGGUUCCGUGCCGUUGCCCUCGGUGCGCGUCUAUACCAGCGUCACGGUGCUGCUGAUGUCGGCCUGCCUCUACUACGCACUCAUCAUGACCAGCGAUCCUAACUGGAGGCAACACACGAACAUGACGAGCACGACGGGGACGGCCACUACGGCAGCAACGACCGCCACCACCACCACCAACACCCCUACCACCUCCCCGUCCGGUGGACCGGCCGGUGUGAUAGACAGUGCGGUCAAGGGUGCCGGUGGUAAGCUGGAGGUCGGUGCCGGCACCGGCGCUUCUUUGCUGUCGGUGAAGGAAAUGGACACGCUCGAGGAAAAAAUUCUGGCCGCCGCUGACCUGUCCGAUCUGCGCCAAAUGCUGCGUGGAACCGAUGGAACAGAGGAAGAUCCGCACGUGGAAGAAGGUGAUGACGAGCGGUGGUUGGUUGUGGGCAACGAUACACGAACGCUCGGUGCGUACCUGAAGGAUACGGUAUCGUUUAUGGCAACGGAACCAUUCUGCAUUUGGACACUAAUCAACACCGCGUACUGCUGCCUGAUACUGCUCGGCAAAUCGAUACAGAAGUUCGUCUUCGGUGAGCUGCGGAUAUCCGAACAGCAGCACAUGAAGGACAAAUUUUGGAACUUCAUCUUCUACAAGUUCAUCUUUGUGUUUGGUGUUGUUAAUGUGCAGUAUUUGUACGAGGUCAUACUGUGGGUAUCGUGGUUCUCAGCACUCGGAUUCCUGCACCUGCUGUCACAGCUCAGCAAAGAUCGGUUCGAGUAUCUGUCCUUUUCGCCGACGACUCCAGGAUGGUCACACUUCCGGUUGAUCUCACUGCUCGUCGCUAUCCUCACACUGUCCGGACUGAUGGUGAUGAUCUCGAUCGGUGUCGGUGUAUUCUUCGGAGGCUUCAAUACAUUCGCGUUUAUGGCGGCUGAGUGCAUCUUGUUGGGUAUACGCACGCUGCACGUAUUGAUACGGUACGGCAUGUUUUUGCACGAUAUGCGUCAGGGUGGUAUCGCGAAUGAAUCCAUCUCGUGGGAUAAACGUGGCCCAGUAGCCUACUACAUUGAGCUGUCGUUCGAAGUUGCGGCCUUGAUCGUGGAACUGGUACAUUAUCUGCACAUGAUGCUGUGGAGCAAUAUCUUCCUGUCGAUGGCUAGUUUGGUAAUACUGAUGCAACUGCGCUACCUGCUGAACGAAAUCCAGCGCAAGAUCAAGAAGCAUCGUAACUAUCUGUGGGUGUUGAACCACAUGGAGAAGAGCUACCCUUUGGCAACGAGCGACGAUCUAAAGCAGAACUCGGACAACUGUGCCAUCUGCUGGGAGAAGAUGGAAACAGCACGAAAGCUACCAUGCGCCCAUCUAUUCCACAACUCCUGCCUACAGUCCUGGCUGGAACAGGACACUUCCUGUCCAACGUGUCGUCUUGGGCUUAGCGUACAUCAAAACGGUGGCCCACGGGGCAGUCCACUGAUACCGGAUGACAUCCGUAUCGAUGAUCAGGACGGCGCGGUCGGAGGAGGUGGUGGUCGCACGGCCAACAAUCAUUUCUUCCACUUUAAUGGCUCACGCUACGUGUCCUGGUUGCCGAACUUUUCCGUCGAGGUGACACACAUUAACAAUAUGCUGCGUCCGUCGGAAACGCUGCCGAUCGCGGCAGCCGCUGUUGGUAAUCAUACCUCGCAGGUGCGCAACAUGGCGCGUCACGUGCAGGAGAUGUUCCCACGGUAUCCGCUGUCGGUGCUGAUUGGUGAUCUGCAGAUUUCACGCUCGAUCGAGGUAACGAUCGAUAACAUUCUCGAGGGACGCCUGCAAGUUCCGGCGAACACUCCCGAAGACGACGACGAGGAGACUUUAGGGGUGGGAAGUAGUGUUGGGGAUGCCGGCUCUAUGAGCAUGACUAGUACGAUCGAUGAGGACAACGAUGAUGAUGAAUUGUCGGGUGAGCUGUCGCAUCGAUCACUACCAAACUCAUCGUCAGGAUCGUCUUUAUCGUCACUGUCCUCACCACCCGGAUACGAGGUGGAACGUGGCACUAAUAUUUUCGGCAGCUACGAUACUCUCCUGCGCGAUGACACCAUAGAAGAAACUACACCGUCAACGACCAUCCCGCUCGGGGAUCGGUUUUCCAAAAGUCCCGAAGAGCGAGAAAAGAUUCUACAGCGCCGGAAGGAGCAACUACUCGCACUGGCUCGAAGAAGAUACUUGGAGAAGAAUAAAUCCGAGCUAAAUCAUCAAGCGUCCACAUCUACGAGCGGGUGUUCGUCUUCCUCCAGCAGUGUUAGGCAUCGAAACAAAAGCUGUAUGGAAACGACUACUAGGGAAAAUCCCAGUAGCAGCGGAAGCAGUUUGUCUACGCUAAACCCGUCCUUAUCAUCUAGCCAUCACCAGCCGCGGCUUUCUACGGAACAGCAGAAGCAGGAUCAGGUACAGCAGCAGGAACAACAUUCGGAUAGCAGUUUUUAAACCUUACCCGAACCAAUCCAUCCAUCCAUCAAAUCGUACCGAAAGGAGUGAUAAAGAGACAACAAUGUUCAGUUGUGACCAACACAAAUAUCUCCCUGGAGGGUGUAAUGUGUAUGGGAUGUGUGCGGGACUGCCGCUACUCAUCACAUAGAAGAAAAAAAACAUCCAGGAGAUGAGAAAAUUGAAAAGAACUGUUCCUUGUGGCGGCGGUGCUGUGAAGUUUUAAGUAUGCAUUAUUAUUUUUUUAUACCCUAAUUAGACGAUUUUCUCGCGCAUCAUAUCUUUUAGCUUAAAUCUAUCAUGAGUAAUUUAGUUCGCUAGUUUGAGUUUUCGUCAGUCGUGUACUCUACGAUCUGUUUUUUGCAAGUCAGACAGGAUGCAAGCAAAAUUUUUUACAAAAUUAAGGAAAAACAUAUAGAUCGGCAUGCAGAUCAUGUGUCAUCUCGGACUAAUGUAGUACCGACUAUUUUAUUUCGUUUAUUGACAAAAAGAGAAGGGGAAAGGAGUUGAUAUUUAGCCAAACUAAAAUAGAACAAAAAAUCAUCAAUGAUGAGCUUAGAUAAUUCGCCAAAAGAAGCAGAAAAGAAGGUGAUUUAGUGCCGCUGAUAAAAGAGAGAAAAGAUAACGCCAUGGACUUUUACCUCCAGCAGAAUUUUCCCAGCUGCUUGCAGAAGAAAAUGCGCGGUGUGUAAGCAGGUGUAGAAAACAAAUGAACCUAAAAAAAACACAGUUGUGAUGAUAUUUAUUUUCUAGGAACAAACAAACAAACCAAUCAAUCGAUUUAGACAAAAAAGAAGUGACAAACAAAUCAUUCUAGUAGGGGCGCGCAGGUGGCUUCUUUUCGCAUCGAUACGGCCAUGUGCGCCGUGUUUGGAACGUUCUCCAAACUGGAAAGGUUUUUUCUCCGCACGGUACGGAUUGUUUGUUGCGCGUUGAUGCAACGUUCUGUCGAUUGUGAGUGUGGUGUAUUGUAGUAGCGUGUGGAACAAACGGUUAAAUAAAUCGAAUGAUUGAUACGAAGAAGGAUUUCGUGUGCUGUCCAGCAUCCGAUCCGAUCGGUAUGCAUGUGCAGAAAUGGGCAGUAGUCAAAAAUUUGCAAGUAAAAUCAACACUUAGCAACUAAAACUGGAAAACAGAAACCGAAACGAAUAAUAACUAAAAGCAAAUAAUAAAGUA